GACGCGAAAUUUUAUUUUUGUUUUAUAAAUUGUUAAUAUUGAUGAUCGCGAUAAUUUCUCUUUAUCUUUUAAUGUACUAAGCGAACAUCAAUAUAAUAAAGGCUAACAUAAGAUGAAUUCAUCAAUAUCUACCGAUUUACCACGGCAGCACUUGGCAUUGUUAGCUGCGAAUUGUUUGAAAGACAUUGCGGAAAAUACUAAAAACAUUAGUGCACAGCAAAGAGAGCUUUUGGAACUUAAUCUAUCAAUAACAACGUAUAUUGAAGAAAGUAAAAUUCGUCUAAAAGCUCUUCGUUUAGAAUUGGCCAACCGAGCUAAUAGUUCCAUCAAAGUUGCUGAGAUACUGUCGGAGAGAGACUAAAUAUGUCACAAUCACCUACAACUCCGCGCAAGCAAAGUAAAACAAGACGAUUAUCAACAAAACUAAUUAAAGAAGACAAUAAUAACACAAACUCCAAACAUUCUAAAAGACAAAAUGCCAGAACAUUUGUAGCGUGGUACAAACGCAUGAUAGAUGAUGAUAGACAGAACUUAGCAUUGUAUUUAUCUGAUGAUGCAACACUGGAAUGGUUUGGAAGGACAAUAAAGAGCAGGAAAAAGGUUACUGCAUUCCUACGGUAUGACAUGCAAUGUUCGAGACAUGAUUUCAGAAGUGUUGAUUGUAUAGACCACAUACCACAGAGAUAUGAACCAAUAUUAAGAAGAAAUGAAACAGCUCUAGCAAGUCCAUUUGAAAACUCACCGGAAAUUUGUAAAUCGGGACCAGAGAGAGGUACGAAACGUUUAUUACGAUCCAAUUCUAACAGUCCGGAGUGGGCCGAAAACUGCGGGCCAGAUAGUGAUGUAAAACCUACUGAAGGAAAGCGAUUAAAGAAUAAUCACGUACAAUUAAGUAAUGAAAGUGAAAUAGAUGUUAAAUUAAGUACUGAAAAAGAUUUGCUUAAGGAUGAAUGUUUAGGUGUUAGUAAUAAGGGUGAUUUUGCAUUUAUUAAGCGAGCAGUGAAACGGAAGUGUUGUACUGUAACACCUCCAAAUUUAGAAGUAGGUCAAGGUGAUUGCCUUCCUUCCACUAGUGGUACGGACUCCGAUAGGUCACAUGAUACUUUGAAUGCCCAAUUGCCAAGGUUAGCGGUAGAAUGCGAUGGCUUUAUAGAGUUUAAUAGAACAAGAAAUCAUAGCAUAGAUUCUGUAAAAUGGGAACGGAAAUGUAAAGUUCAAAUAUCAUAUUCCGAAGAUCCAUUAAAUGUUGGAGAAUACAUAAUUUGGAAUAUUCGGUAUAAUGAUGAAACUAAAUGUAGGCGAAAUCUUUUGGCUGCAUUUGAAGAAAUUGCUAAAGAAGAAGAGUUGAAAAAGAUUGAUGUAUGAAUUAUGGUUAAAUAUUUUAUAUACAAAUUGCCUCAUGUCUAGCAACUAGCUAAUUAUACAACUGUUGAAGAAAUAUUUAUUACAGUAAUAUGAAAUAGAUAUAAUUCAAAUAUCUUCAUAGGAGAACUUAAAAUAUGUAAGU
Messenger RNA from Papilio xuthus (Asian swallowtail), 1507 nucleotides. RefSeq lists its product as uncharacterized. The record is from RefSeq and is a predicted model, not a curated record. The coding region runs from base 364 to 1365 and encodes 333 amino acids. Lineage: Eukaryota; Metazoa; Arthropoda; Insecta; Lepidoptera; Papilionidae. The transcript has 4 exons.